Xenopus tropicalis (tropical clawed frog) is the source of this 919-nucleotide messenger RNA. RefSeq names its product transmembrane protein 250 (gene tmem250). The coding region runs from base 300 to 719 and encodes 139 amino acids. The transcript has 2 exons. The record is from RefSeq and is a predicted model, not a curated record. NCBI's taxonomy places the organism in Eukaryota, Metazoa, Chordata, Amphibia, Anura, Pipidae.
AACGCGAGAACUGAGUCGCGGAAGUAGGAAGUGAGGGAGCAGCGGGCCGGCAGCUUGGGCCCUAGGGGGGCGUUACACCGGCUCAUACCGCUAAUAGUCUGAGGGGAUGGAGGGGCGAGGGCCGCCGGGGCUCUGGCAGCGGGGGAGCGGCGGGGAGAUUGUGUCUCAAUGCCACCUCCGAAUGCCGACUGUCAGCUCCUGUAUCCGCACACCUUUGGUUCCAUUCCGGCCUUCCAGUCAUCGGAUGGUAUGAUCAAGGCGCGUCCACCCCUGCCACCCUACAGACAGUGGAGUCCCCGAUGCCUGUAAUCCCAAUUCCUCGCCGUGUUCGGUCAUUCCACGGGCCCCACACUACCUGCUUGCAUUCCGCCUGCGGACCAGUCCGAACCACGCAUUUGGUGCGCACCAAGUACAACAACUUCGACAUCUACCUGAAAUCCCGAUGGAUGUACGGAUUCAUCCGCUUCCUGCUCUACUUCAGCUGCAGCCUUUUCACAUCCAUCCUCUGGGUGGCGCUGUCUCUCCUCUUUUGCCUUCAGUAUCUGGGUAUCAGAAUAUUCCUGCGCCUCCAGUACAAACUGUCCAUCAUUCUCCUUCUGCUGGGGCGGAGGAGGGUCGACUUUAGCCUCGUCAACGAGUUGCUUAUUUAUGGAAUUCACGUGACCAUGCUGCUCGUCGGCGGGCUGGGCUGGUGCUUCAUGGUGUUUGUGGAUAUGUGAAUAGGUGCAUGCCGACGGAGACCGGGCUCAUUUUGCCUUUCUCGCAAGAGACGUCCGGGUUUCUAAUAAACGCACGUCACAUUGUUUGCGGUCUCCCGUCUAUUGCGACAGUCGCAGAGUGCUUUUAGUAUCACCCCCCAUCAGUGUUUCCAUCGGAAUCAGUGUGUUUCAAUAAAAAUGACUUAUGGUUUUAGCAUGUC